GUCGGGCUGCGAGAUGAGGCUUUAUGUGAGAUUGUCGCGAGACGAUUCAGCCAUCAUAUCGAAGACACGGAUGCGCUUGCACUGACCAGCGCGGUCUAUGCUUGCGGCCUCGUGGCUUACUUCGACGAGCUCUUCUUCCAGAAGGUCUCCGACUGGCUCCUUCGUGCACUCGCGCUCUCGGGACGUCGAUUAGAACCCCAGCAG
Messenger RNA from Symbiodinium sp. CCMP2456, 204 nucleotides. The record is from the annotation of a GenBank genome assembly. Lineage: Eukaryota; Dinophyceae; Suessiales; Symbiodiniaceae.